GUGUAAAAGAAGUGAAACAUGGUGAUUUGUGAGGGGCGAGAUGUUUGUUUAUUGCCUUGAAAGCAGCUUUGUGUCUGGAUUUUUUUGAACAGCAGCUAUCAAUUCGAAAAUUCGGAGACAAAAUUUGAGAUCGAACAAAAAUAUGUUGGCAAAAUGUGAUCCGUGUUAUCUGCUGCUGAAUAAUAGCAAAUGUCAUUCUUUUAAUCACAAAAUAUAACGUUUUUAAAUGUUAAUGGAAUAUUCUUUGUUUUAAAAUAGUUUUUUUUUUUUUUUAAAUCAAUAUAGCAUAACCCCCAAGGCAGUUACUGAAUUACUUUCUGCAUAACUCUUUUAAUACGAUCGGCUAUUGUAACGCUCCUGUGCCGUGCACCCGUCCGGUUUACAGCGUGCACAGUCCCGGGGGAGAGAUCGAGAUGGAGUACCUUCUGCAGGUGAAGGUGGGCGCGCUGGUGGGCUUGCUUCUGCUCACACUGCUCUGCGGGUUCAUACCUGCCCGGAUGAAAUGGUUCAGAGACUCAAGCGGGACAGAAACCCACCGCCUGGUGCAGAGUCUCGUCAGCUGCUUUGCGGGAGGUGUCUUCCUGUCUGCCUGCCUGCUGGACAUCAUCCCAGACUACCUGUCCGACAUCGCAGAGGUGCUGCAGGCUCGGGGCAUGGACACCAACUUCCCCCUCGCUGAGUUCAUCAUGGCGUCGGGCUUCUUCCUGAUCCUGAUUCUCGAGCGCCUUGUUCUGGAUUAUUCAGGGCAGAGAUCUGGAGAGAGCACGCCCCUUCUGUCACCGUCAGGCCACGCCCAUGGGCUCCAACCUCAUCGAGACGUGGAGAGCAGCGGGCGGCACAUCCACGUGGACUUCCACGCACACUCAUCCUUCCGAUCCUUCAUCCUCUUCCUGUCCCUGUCGCUUCACUCUGUGUUCGAGGGCUUGGCUAUAGGGCUGCAGACCACCGACUCCAAGGUGCUGCAGAUCUGCAUUGCUAUCCUGGUGCACAAGAGCAUCAUUGUGUUCAGCCUGGCGGUGAAGCUGGUGCAGAGUGCCGUGCCGCCCCUGUGGGUGGCAGCCUACGUGGGCGUGUUUGCGAUGAUGUCGCCGCUGGGGAUCGCGGUGGGGAUCAGCGUGAUGGAGGCUCGGCUGGCCUCGGGGGCUCUGAUCCAGGCAGUGCUGGAGGGGGUGGCGGCCGGCACCUUUGUUUACAUCACCUUCCUGGAGAUCCUGCCUCACGAGCUCAACUCCCCCGAGCGGCCCCUGCUCAAGGUGCUCUUCAUCCUGCUGGGCUUCACAGUCAUGGCUGGGCUCGCCUUCAUGGGCUGAGACACUUCAGGCAGGGCCAGGAGGACCCAGGAGCACCCUACUGUGCGGCUUUACAACCCAUCCAUCUGGUUGUGAUCCAUUCAGUUCUGAUCCAGCUGGUUCUCCACUUGCAUGGUCUCCCUGGGGUGCCCAAUAGUGAGCAGCCAGAACCGGACACAGGCUGCAGUGAUCACCGGGUCAAAAAGUACACUUCAUUAGAGUAAACUUUUCUGAAAGUUUAUAAAGCAGUGAACAGGAAUAAUGCUCAUUUAAAAGCGCUCUUUGGAAUCCUCUGUGAUGUCUUUUUGAGUGGUCACUGGAGAAGCUUUUAAAAGCCCAGGACCUUUUUUUUCAUUCAUUUUAUUUUUUUAUACUGUUGAAAGAUAUUCACGCUGCCUUUUUAGGUGAAGGUCCUGGAUUUUUUUAAACCAGAUCCCAUUCUGGUGAAAUCUAGAACCUUCCAAAUAGGUACUCUUCACUGAAUAAGAAUUAGAGACCGAACUGCACAUUCAAAGCCACUGCAUUUCCAUCACUUCACAAACAUUAAAGGUGUAGAUCCUGUGCAGUUGUGAUGAGAGACAGGCCUGCUGUGCUGUAAUAUCAGCAGAGGUGAAAUACGUUCAUUUGGCUUUGUUACAAUGUGUUCUGUGUACACUGUGCUACAAUAAAAAGGUCUUCCUUUGUUUGACUGUAAAUUUGCAAACGUAACAAGUAUGUUUGUAAAAUAUGUUUGUCUUGUGCCUUCAGCAGUGUAACUGUGUUUAGAGGUUCAUGCAAGCUUUCCUUAAAUUCUAAAGCAGCUCUUGUACCCCCCCCCCCCCCCCCCCCCCCCCCUCCCACUGGUUGUACAUGACCUCUUCCAAACCCACUAGCUAUAUAUAACUCUUUAAUUACAUCCAAAUAAUAUAGAGAAGCAAUACAAUUGUAAUGCAUGAACUA
Messenger RNA from Polyodon spathula (Mississippi paddlefish), 2228 nucleotides. Its product is annotated as zinc transporter ZIP1-like. The record is from RefSeq and is a predicted model, not a curated record. The transcript is spliced from 4 exons. The coding region runs from base 414 to 1310 and encodes 298 amino acids. Gene Ontology annotation, biological process: zinc ion transmembrane transport. Gene Ontology annotation, cellular component: plasma membrane. Lineage: Eukaryota; Metazoa; Chordata; Actinopteri; Acipenseriformes; Polyodontidae. Gene Ontology annotation, molecular function: zinc ion transmembrane transporter activity.